AUGCCAUUCCCUUCAUUCUUCUUCACAUUCUUCUUGAUCUUAUUCUCGUCGUCUCGCAUUGCUCAUAACAUGAAUCUAGGCCCGUCACCGGCUCCAAGUCCGGCUUAUUAUGAUGACAACGACAAUGCCUUAACCGUCUUCGACGUGACUUCAUUUGGAGCCAUCGGCGAUUGCUGGACGGACGACACACCAGCAUUCAAGAUGGCAUGGGACACGGCUUGCAUGAGCACAAGUGUUGACUCAGCCGUGCUUCUUGCUCCAUACACCUUCUGUUUCUUGGUGAAGCCAACCAGCUUCAAUGGUCCUUGCAGAACUCGCCUUACAUUACAAAUCGAUGGGAUCAUUGUGUCACCGGAUGGACCAAAGUCUUGGCCAUGGAACUACAAGAGGCAAUGGAUAAUGUUUUACAGAGUGAAUGGAUUAUCAAUUCAAGGCUCUGGUUUUAUCAAUGGCCGUGGCCAGAAAUGGUGGUACCUCCCUUGCAAACCUCACAAGGGUCUUAACGGAACAACUCAACCCGGUCCUUGUGACAGUCCUGUGGCGAUUAGGAUAUUUCAAAGCUCAGAAGUGAGAAUCAAGGGGCUUUACUUCAUGAACAGUGCUCAGUUCCAUGUAAGGUUUGACAAUUGCAGUGAUGUGGUUGUAGAUUCCGUGACCAUCAAGGCACCAGCUUCUAGUCCCAACACUGAUGGCAUCCACAUUGAAAACACACAUAACGUUCAGAUUCGUGAUUCCGUGAUUUCAAACGGAGAUGAUUGUAUUUCAAUCGGAGCCGGCUGCUUUAAUGUGGAUAUUAAGAACAUUACGUGCGGUCCAAGCCAUGGGAUUAGCAUAGGUAGCCUUGGAGUACGCAACUCGAGUGCAUUGGUCUCGAACAUAACCGUGACAAACUCAACCAUAUGGAACUCGGACAACGGUGUUCGGAUCAAGACAUGGCAAGGAGGGUCAGGAUCGGUUUCAAGAAUCGUGUUUCGCAACAUUUUGAUGGUGAACGUUCGUAACCCUAUAAUGAUAGACCAAUACUACUGCCAAACCAAGAACUGCGCUAACCAAACAAGCGCGGUCGCUAUCAGCGACGUUAUGUAUGCGAAUAUCAAAGGGACUUACGACUUGAGAAGCCCACCGAUGCAUUUUGGUUGCAGUGACUCUUUCCCCUGUACUAACCUGAGACUAGAGGAUGUUCAUCUGUUUCCUUCCGAUGGCGAGCUUCUCGAAAACCCGUUCUGCUGGAACGCGUAUGGAACUAUGCAGAGUGUUACAGUUCCACCUGUUUCUUGCCUGCUUGAGGCUCUUCCUGACUGCUAA
Molecule: messenger RNA, 1305 nt
Organism: Microthlaspi erraticum
Lineage: Eukaryota; Viridiplantae; Streptophyta; Magnoliopsida; Brassicales; Brassicaceae
Source: the annotation of a GenBank genome assembly